AUGUCGUCCAGCAACGUUCGCAGCUCUCGGUCACGCGGCUCUGGGGCUGACGCGGAGGAUCCGAGGACGCGCGGCAUUCUGCCCAACACGAGCUGCCGCAAUUUCAGGCAGCGUCUGCGCUCUGCCCGGAAAAUGAAUGUGUUUCAGGGGCUGGCCAUUGCCACGGGGGGCGUGGCACUGCUGGGCGUGCUCAUGCUCAUGGGCAUGGAUGUGGCGGCGGGUGACUCCAAUCCGGGCGCCAUCGACCGCAUGAAGGGCAUGUGGGAGUCGGCUGUGAAUUUCCUCGGGCUGCCCGAGCUGCUCAGCCGUGCGGUGGAGCAGCGUGGACGCGGUGGACGCAGCUUGGAUGACGCUGCGACGCAGCACUACUGCAAUCAGCCGCUGGACACGAAGACUCUCUUCCGGCUGAUUGGCCAGCAGGUGCUCAACCAGCAGCAGGCCCUGGCACGCAUGGAGCGCACCGUCAGGCGCCAGCGGCAGUUCCAGUCCCUCGUGCUGCUGGGUCCGCCCGGUGUGGGCAAGACGCUGACUGUCUCCGCGCUGAGCCACUACUUUCCCUGGCCGGGCAACAUCCACGCCUUCUCGGGCGCUCCCUGCUUGCCGGGCGAGGAGCGGGACUGCGCCGCGCUGCGUCAAGUGCUCGCCGAGCUGUCCGACUGCGGCACGAAUCUGCUGGUCGUCGACCACCUGGAGCCCUGCGACCACCACAUUGUGGCCAGCUACAACAAGUUCCUGCGCGACGGCCUGCAGCGCCAAUCGCUGCUGGUCCUCUACGUCAUCGACCUCGAGGUGGAGCUCUAUGGGCGGCAGUUUGAGUUGAUGCAGCGCGAGCUGCCAGCGGACACGACCAUCGUAAGCUUUCGGCUGUUCGGGCGCGAGGAACUGCGGGACUGCCUGGAGCACGAGCUGCAGCAGGAGAGCCGAGUGCUCGGACAGGACGAACAAGCGAGGAUCCUGGGCGAGGCACUGGCCAGGUCCUGCUGUGCCGGUUGCAAGGAUCUGCGGGAGAUUGUCCUGAAGCAGGGCAGAGCGGCGCAUGCCGCGGAAGACGCUGCUGCCAUUAAUUAA
This is a messenger RNA of Drosophila subobscura, 1068 nucleotides long. RefSeq lists its product as uncharacterized. The transcript has a single exon. The record is from RefSeq and is a predicted model, not a curated record. NCBI's taxonomy places the organism in Eukaryota, Metazoa, Arthropoda, Insecta, Diptera, Drosophilidae. Bases 1 to 1068 code for a protein of 355 amino acids.